AUGGAUGCCUCAAAUAAAACAAGUCAGCCGUGGGAAGAAGAGGCUUCGAGGGGAAUCCAGAUUGCAGUCACCCUGGUCAUAUUUCUGGUGGGCAUACCUCUCAAUGGACUGGUGGUUUGGGCACUUGGACGGCGACGUUCUCGUCACCUGGUUCGCAGGGGAAGUACCGAGGAGACGCAUGCUGCCAGCAGUUUUCGAGUCUACGUCUUGAACCUGGCCCUGGCUGACCUGAUCCUGCUCAUGCGGACCCCCCUCAUGGUUGGCUACCUCAUCCAUAAGUACAGCUGGCCGUUUGGGGAGAUCUUCUGUAGACUGAUCAUGUUCCUUCGAGGCCUGGGGCUGUAUGCCUCGGCUUUCCUUUUAUGUGCUGUGGCCGUGGAGCGCUGCUUGUGCCUGCUGAGACCCGUGUGGGCUCGACUGCGACGACCCCACUGGGCUGUUCCUCUGACCUGUGGCCUCUUAUGGCUGGCGGCCUUAAUCUUCUCAGCCCCGUACAUCCACUUUGCUGUUCUGGAGGAAAAGAAUGGGACACUACAGUGCUAUCUGAGUGGGAAAUUCAAUAUGGGUUUGUUUGUUACAGAAACGAUAGCAGGUUUCAUGUUGCCCCUUCUGGUGUUUCUUGGGAGUAACCUGGCUGUUUUGGUCACCAUUAAAAAAGUUCUGCCUCCAACACCAACCUCUACAAACCUAUCGAUGGCGCGGAAGAUGGCUAGGGUGUACCACGUGCUCUUUGUCACCAUGCUCCUCUUCCUCACCUGCUGGGUGCCCUAUUUUGUUUGUCGGUUUCUGUUGGCCCUGACACCCGAAGGGUCUCAUUUGCACAUUUUAUACAAAUAUGCCAAAUACAUUUCUCUGUUCCUGGUGUACGUUAAAAGCGCUCUCAAUCCUGUGCUGUACGUGUUUGCUGCCAGAGGCCUGGGCCACGCCAUCAAAGCUUCCCUCGUCUCAACAAUCGAACGACUUUUUAACGAAGACUCCUUUGAGUCCGUACGGAGAAAGUCCGCGAAGAACUCGCAGCUCUAGCCAAAAAGCUCACCAGUGUUUUUGACUUUGUUGGUUUGAGUUAAUUGUAUUAUAAAUGCGAGUC
Molecule: messenger RNA, 1087 nt
Organism: Nematolebias whitei (Rio pearlfish)
Lineage: Eukaryota; Metazoa; Chordata; Actinopteri; Cyprinodontiformes; Rivulidae
Product: C3a anaphylatoxin chemotactic receptor
Exons: 2
Coding region: 1-1023 (340 amino acids)
Biological process (GO): complement receptor mediated signaling pathway; positive regulation of cytosolic calcium ion concentration; inflammatory response
Cellular component (GO): plasma membrane
Molecular function (GO): complement component C5a receptor activity; G protein-coupled receptor activity
Source: RefSeq, a predicted model, not a curated record